AGUGCUGCGGCGCUUGGGAAUGUUUUUAAAUCAGGCGAAUGUGAUAGCUACAAAACAGCAGGGUCCUGAGGGUGCAAUAUUAUGCAGAGAUGAGAUUCGGUUGUGGCUCUAAUUCAGUCCCAUACACGCAGACCCAAAACAUUAGCGAUCUUGAUUUAAAGCGUUAUUUUAUUUUAUUCUAUGGACAGAUUCAGCUUACGAUUAUAAUAUAGAACUCUUGAUUAAUGUUGUUUUAAAACUGUUGCUGCUUAGCUGAAGUGAGAGCAGGAGAGAUGCACCGCGGGCCGAACCCGGAUUAUCACCGGGCUCCUGUGCCUCCUCCCCGGUAUGGACCUCCAGGCGCUCCCGGGGCCGGUCCUCCUUUCCCAGGCCCGUUUAACAGACCCGGUUUCCCUCCGCACUUCCCGAACCCUGUGUCCUACCCCAGAUCCAUUCCUCCUCCGGGCUUCCAGAGCUUCAGCACCGAGCCGCCUUUCCAGGCAGCAGCUCCUCCAGCACAGUUUCCUGCAGGAUGGACACUUCACCAGGACGAGCUGCAGAAUCUGGAGGUGAAGAAGAAAGCUGAAGAAUUCCUGCGCAUCCUGGAAGCUAAAGAUCGGCUCAAACCAUCCGGCGAAUCAGGAGACAAAGGCACGAGACGCCCAAGCGCAGACGGCGAAGCCGAGAGACGCAGCUCAGAGAAGCACUCGAGAGGGCGGAGUAAAAGCAGGAGCCGGAGUCGGGUGAGGAGUCGAGGGAGGAGCCGAGCGAAGAGCCGAGCUCACAGUCGAGGAAGGAGCCGAGCUCGGAGCAGGAGUCGGAGUCGGAGUCAGGGGAAAAGCCGCACCAGAGCGAAGAGCCGGCCGCGGAGUCGCAGUCGCAGUCGCAGCCGGGGGCGGAGCUUACCGAGGAGUAAAAGCCAGCCUCGGCUCCAUAAAGACCCUCAGCGCAGCGUUAAAGACGCAGCGGCUCCAUCCGUUAGCGCCAGAGUACCAGACCUCUUCCAGAACCUGAAACAGGCUCUACAGAGCAAAGAGCUGGAGAAACACCUGACUGUGGUGAAAAACACCUUCAUGAUCAACCAGACCCAGGAAGACAUGAGACUAAAGCACGAAACUCAGCCUUCACCUUCACAGAAUCUUCCAGAACUUCAGACGAGGUCGUGUUCAGAUGAAGUUCGGGUUAAAGUCGAACACGCUGCUGACUUUAACCCGAACUCCGUACUUCCUCACGAGCGAGUGGGCGGAAGCGACGGCGCGUUACCUCGAAUCUUAUCCUGGAACGAUCCAGGACAAAAACCGGAAGCGUUCCUGAAUAAAUGCGUCUUCUCCAGCAUCGAGGACGAGGAGGAGUUUCUCUACGGAGAAGAAGACGGGAGGAUGAAACCCCAAGCCGUCACCGUCCCCCUCGCCCAAACCAGACCUUCCGAAAAUCCGAUCUCGUCUCCCUAUCUCUCCAAAGCGCCCGUUCUCCAGGACCCCAAAGGCCAGGCCGUGACCUCUAGACGACCCCUGACCCCGGACGUGUCUGUCUCUGCGGAGGAGUGCGAGAGGGUGAAGAACCUGCUGAAGACCAUCGGGCUGAACCUGAGCCAGGUCGACAUCAGCAAGAUGGCCGCCAGACUGAAGCAGAAGCAGGAGGAGCAAAGAGGAGCGAGCUCGACCACGGCUCUCAGAGUGACGCUGGAGACACUGAACCGCAGUAAAGUGCAGAAGUCUGAUGACAGUCGGAGUAACCGAUCCGAAAGCAGCCAUGAGCACAGAGACACCGAGCACAGAGACAAGAGCGACGAGAGGGAGAAGGAGCGGAGAGAGAAACAGAUCCAGAAGAAGAGGAAGGAGUACCUGGUGAAGGAGCUGGAGGGGCUGCUCAAGCACGAAGGUUCGGGUGAUCUGAUCCCCGUCAUCGGUUUCUUCUGUCAGCGCUGUGAGGAGUUUUUUGGGGACCUGAGCAGCGCCGAGGGACACAAACACACCGACACACACCAGGAUCAGCAGCUUAAAGACGAUAAGAGGCAGCGAGAGCGCCGAGACCAAGACGAGCGAAGCGCCGAGAGGAAAAGACCGAGAGAAGACACGAGCCCUCACAGGACCGAGGACAAGCCCAGAGUCCAGGAGACGAAAGACGGGAAAGAGGACGACACCCAGUCGAGUAAGAACGCCAAGAAGAAAAAGAAGAAAGAGAAGAAGAUGAAAAAGAAGGACAAAAAGAAAGAGAAGAAAAAGGACAAGGCUGAGAAGAAUUAGCGUGUGUUUCUCCCGAGCGUUUAUGACUGGCUGCGUCAGGGGCGGGCGAUAUGACCGAAAUAUCAAACCACGAUACAUGACAUCACGAUGCUGAUGUUGCAAAAUGGUGCCAAAACUUAUUUUCUUUGGAAAAAAAAAGAAACAAUCAGCUUCUCUUUACUGUAAAGUGGAUUUAUUGUUACGCACAACACCACCGAAUCUCCACUACGUCUUUAUCACAGUACUGACGUCGUAUCAGCACAUCGCCCCCUGCUGCCCGUCUGUGUUUAAACAUCUUCACUGAUUCAGAAUAAAAGGAACAUUAACAGCUUUCAGAGUGAACACUUGGUGCUGGUCAAAAAGAAUAACAGUGCAAGGAAAAGUUCAGCCGGAAAUGAAAUCCACCUUCAGCUCGUUAGAUUUGUCCUGAAGCUACGAGGCUCAUUUUGCUAACAGGAGAAUCUUAUAGCCUCCAGUUUAGCCUAAAUAAAUAAAUAAAUAAAUAAAUAAACAAACAUUAUCAAAUAUGUCUUAUGAUCUACAGUUUGGGUUAAAAUAACUUGUGUAUAUUUUAUUUUUGGCUGAAAAUUUCCUUACAUUCAAUUUAAACAAGACUUUGCUGGAUUGUUUGUUUCUGCUUGUACAGUCGGCUUUUUUCAAAAUAAAACAUUUUUUAUGUUACACAUAA
Molecule: messenger RNA, 2892 nt
Organism: Pangasianodon hypophthalmus (striped catfish)
Lineage: Eukaryota; Metazoa; Chordata; Actinopteri; Siluriformes; Pangasiidae
Product: zinc finger protein 318
Exons: 8
Coding region: 273-2225 (650 amino acids)
Biological process (GO): positive regulation of DNA-templated transcription; negative regulation of DNA-templated transcription
Cellular component (GO): nucleoplasm
Source: RefSeq, a predicted model, not a curated record